Molecule: messenger RNA, 1475 nt
Organism: Macrobrachium nipponense
Lineage: Eukaryota; Metazoa; Arthropoda; Malacostraca; Decapoda; Palaemonidae
Product: retroviral integration site protein Fli-1 homolog
Exons: 9
Coding region: 453-1409 (318 amino acids)
Biological process (GO): cell differentiation; regulation of transcription by RNA polymerase II
Cellular component (GO): nucleus
Molecular function (GO): DNA-binding transcription factor activity, RNA polymerase II-specific; sequence-specific DNA binding
Source: RefSeq, a predicted model, not a curated record
UCUUCUUUGCUCUUUUCACCGAGAGGGUCAAGAUCAUUCGGUCAAAGUUUUGUCUCGUCUUUUCAAGAAACCAGUUUGAACCAUCGCAGCAAAUGCUGACAGGAAACUUCGUCAAGUAUCCUAUUUGGUGAUCGUAUCUUCCUGCCCGAUGGCUGCUUUAUAAAUAGUUGUUCCGUAUUUAUCGUGAAUCACACGCGUCCUGAAAAACAGACAAACACAAGUAUGAAAAGGAAACGGUAAAUCGUGGUGUAAAUAAGUUGGUCGCCAAAGUUGAUCCGCGUUUAUGAGAAACUUCGAAAGAAGAAGAAGAAGAAGAAUGACAACAAAACGGAAUGCUUCAUGUGAAAGUUCAGUUAGUGUCUCUUCCCAAAGAACAUCGAGAACAUUAAACAUCUGGUUUGUCCAGCAGAGCCUUUGCGGGAUUGGUUACUGAAGUUUAUGUGGAGGAAAAGAUGGCGUACUACGGCUUUGGAGAGGACCAGAACAUUCCAGCUGACGACAUUCUAGAGGAGAGUUUGAACGCGCUCGACAUUGGCGAGCACUUGGAAAUUCUAGAUGACAUGUCCGAGGGAGAGUUCGAGUCCAUCUGUGGUGCAACAGGAACAACAGAAGACAUUUUAGGCGCGCCAUACUACGACAUAGGGAACUAUUCAGGAUAUCCAGGACCUUCUUCUCAUCACCCAGUCUUCCCCGACUAUGAAGCUAGAGGACAACUCAGAUACGACGACAGUGCACAAGCUAACCGUAUGUUGCCAUCGGAUGCAAGCGGCAAAGUUUCGAGAUCACCGUUACCAGGGUGGUAUGGAAGAGGCAAGGAAAUGCUGCUGAGUCCAGGAUGGCCCAGCCACGGGGAGGACUCGAGAGAACCAGAAUCCCAGUUGCACAGUAACGACAGUGGCUCGACAGCACUGGAAUCUGAGCUGGAACAAAGGGCAUCUCGCUGUUUCCGUCCAAGAAGGGAAGCCUCUGCGCUUAGUACAGGUGGAGCAGGCGCUGCAGGUAACGACGACGGAAACAGUAGCUCGUUGGCGCCAGGGGGAGGACCCUUGGGGGGAGACCUGCUGACCAAAAUAGAAACCAGGAGGGGAAACCGAGCUCGUUGGCCUAAAACCUGGGAGUUCCUAGUGCGACUGGUUAUCAGCAGUGAGACUAAUCCGUCCUUAGUCUGCUGGGAAGACGAAGCAAACUACACCUUCCGUAUCAACAACCCAUCGGAAGUUGCUCGAAGGUGGGGGGCACGAAGUGGCAAGCAAGUUAGCUAUGAUCACUUCGCCAGGGGACUCAGGUACCAUUAUGGAAAAGGAGGUCUCAGAGAAGUGCGGGAACACAAACUGGUUUAUGGCUUCGGACCAAAGGCCAUUGAUUACUUGACGAAAAUGAAGACACUCGCAGGAAUGGACAACUCCUAAUGGAGAUGGUUGUUCGUUUCAAUUCGGCUUGCUCAUCCUUUUACCGAUUUGGAAAGGCAGAGAGGA